Quercus lobata is the source of this 1530-nucleotide messenger RNA. RefSeq lists its product as uncharacterized. The transcript is spliced from 2 exons. Lineage: Eukaryota; Viridiplantae; Streptophyta; Magnoliopsida; Fagales; Fagaceae. The record is from RefSeq and is a predicted model, not a curated record. Bases 1 to 1530 code for a protein of 509 amino acids.
AUGAGGAAGGAAAUGGACGAGCUGAGGAGCGCCAUUAAGGAGAAGACGGACCGAAGCGUGGACAAAAUGGUAAGGGCUACGGAUUCACCCUUCACUACUGCGGUACUCGAAUGCCCUGUGCCGUCAAAAUUUCGCUUACCUCAGCUUGAACCAUUCGACGGACUAAAAGACCCCCAGGAUCACCUUAAUACCUUCAAGACGAUUCUGGGACUUCAACAACCACCUGACGAGAUACUUUGCCGUUCCUUCCUGACAACUCUCAAAGGAGCGGCAAGAGAAUGGUUUACUAAGUUGCCACACUCGUCCAUAGACAACUUCGAUCAGCUGAGUAGCGACUUCUUGCACCACUUUAUAGGGGGACAACGCCCAAGGAGGCCAGUAAACUACUUACUCACCAUAAGACAAGGAGAAAAGGAGACUCUGAGGUCAUAUGUCAAACGAUUCACCCGGGAAACUCUGGAGGUAGACGAAGCUGAUGAUAAGGUGCAGCUGACGACCUUUAAAGCAGGGUUGAGAUCCAGAGACCUCGUGGCCUCUCUGGCAAAGAACCCCCCAAAGACGAUGGCGGAGAUGCUCCUGAAGGCACAAAAGUACAUGAAUGCGGAAGAUGCCCUAGCUGCCAUAAAAGAUACCGAGAGGCCAGGAGACAAGGCCAAGAGGGAAGACGACCGUAGAGGGCAGAAGAGAGAUCGACCGGACCGUCAGAACAAUGACGGGAAUAGGAGGAAGGACGAUAAAAAUCCUCGGAUGGUAAGAUUUACUCCCUUAGUUAUGCCUGUUGACAAGAUUUUCACGCAGAUCAAGGACGAGCACUAUCUCAAAUGGCCCAGGCCAUUACACUCAUCACCCAAUGUCCGUGACAAGAACAAGUAUUGCCGAUUCCACAGAGACCAUGGCCACCUCACAGAGGAUUGCAGAGAUCUAAAGGAGCAAAUAGAAGAGUUAAUACGGAAAGGGAAAUUACAAAAAUAUGUAAAGAAAGGAGAAUAUAGCAAGUUCAGGGACGACAGUAAAAUCCAGCAUGAAGCCUUCUCGCGGGAUGACGACCAUACGUCCCAGCCUCCACGCAAGGUGAUCGGGGAGAUAAACACGAUCACAGGGGGACCAUUCUCAGGAGGAUCAUUUAGAUCACUCAAAAAGGCAUACCAUAGACAGUUGAACAGUGUCCACGCCAUGCCUCCGUCCAAGCACAGACGAACAUACCAGGAUAUGUCUUUUAGUGAAGGAGACGCCAUAGGAGUGAAGCAGCCCCACAAUGAUCCCCUGGUUAUAACGCUGAAUAUAGAAGGAUUCAAUACUAAAAGGAUCCUCGUUGAUAACGGAAGCUCCGCGGACAUCAUCUACUUCCCAGCCUUCCAGCAACUGAGAUUAGAUCCGAAAAGGCUUUGCCCUUUUGACUCUCCCCUCGUCAGUUUUAGUGGAGACAGGGUUUACCCCAAGGGCAUAGUAACGUUGACGGUGACGGCAGGGACCUAUCCAGUACAAUUGACCAAACAAGUAGACUUCCUGGUAACGGCGUUGGUGAGGUGA